CUCUCUCUCUCUCUCUCUCUCUCUCUCUCUCUCUCUCUCUCUCUUUCUCUCUCUCUAAAACAGCUUCAGCUCACUCACCGUGGAGACGUUCAGAAGGAAGGUCUGCUACUCUCACUCCACUCAUCUCUACCACUGAAACACAGCAACACAGGCAUUGAGUGAUUGAUCUUUGCUGCCAUGGAGGGUAAUCACAGUGGCUCAGCUGGAAGCACACAGCCAUCUGGUUCAGGAGAGCACACAGAUGGACACAUAUACGAAGUCGCCGUGCAGAACAACUCCUCCAACCGCAGCUCCCAGUUUGCAGACGUGGCCCUGCUGCAGACCUUCAAGCCGCUCAUUAUCCCCUGCUACGUGCUUGUCUUGGUGGUGGGUGUCUUCGGGAAUUACCUGCUCCUGUAUGUCAUCUGCCGCACGCGCAAGAUGCACAACGUGACCAACUUCUUCAUAGGGAACUUGGCCUUCUCUGACAUGCUCAUGUGUGUGACGUGUGUGCCAUUCUCUCUCGCCUACGCCUUAAACCCACGCGGCUGGGUGUUUGGCCGCUCCAUGUGCUAUGUAGUAUUCCUGAUUCAACCGGUGACAGUCUAUGUUUCAGUCUUCACGCUAACUGCUAUUGCUGUGGACAGAUAUUAUGCAACCGUGCAUCCCCUGAAGAAGCGUACCACUGUGUCUACCUGUGUCUCCGUCCUCAUCGGCAUCUGGCUGCUGUCCUGCGGGCUCGUAGCUCCGGCCGUCACUCACACCUACCACGUGGAGUUUAAAGAUGAAGGCUUCACCAUCUGUGAGGAGUUCUGGUUGGGACAGGAGAAAGAAAGACGUGUCUACGCAUACAGCACCCUGCUGGUCACAUACGUCCUGCCUUUGUCAGCUGUGUUUGUCUCUUAUCUCUGUAUUACUGUGAAAUUAAAGAAGUGCGUUGCCCCGGGAAACAGGACACAAGACCAGGCGGGCGUUCAUCAAGCUCGGAAGAGGAAGAUCUUUCGCCUCGUUGCACUCUUGGUGUCUGCGUUUGCAUUGUGUUGGCUCCCCAUUCAUGUAUUCAACGUGCUGCGAGAUAUAGAUAUUAAUCUCAUCAACAAGCACUACUUUUUACUCAUCCAGCUGCUGUGCCACCUGUGCGCCAUGAGCUCGUCUUGCUGUAACCCUUUCCUCUAUGCAUGGCUACACGAUCGCUUUGGGGCGGAGUUACGGAAAAUGUUUCAGUGCCGUCAUCGCAUCGGAGUGCCUACCAAUCACUGUGCUGCCAGUGUGGUGCUGUGAUGAGCCGGUUAUUGUUUUUAGUUUAAAUGUAUUAUUCAUAUUGAGUACCUGCAGGAAUCUUAGGGGAAAACAUUUUGUUGUCAAAGAUUGGAGUUUAUUCUGUUGCAAACAGGAAGCUUUCAAGGCAAUGCAUUAAGUAUGUUUUGUUCCAAAAAUGAUGGAUUGGACGGAAGUGAAUCUUGCAGAGAGGCCAAUCUUUUGGAACCACAAAAUGAUUCAAUUUAAUGUCCUCCCUGUUAACAGAUAACUUUAGCUAACCAAGAAAUCAAUUGGUCAUGUCAUUUGGAAGUAUCUUUCCUCUGUGGACCAGCAAUACUUACUAAUGGUAAAGUAAUCUAACGAUCAGAUAUCAUUAACAAGUUCCUUGUCAAGAGGGGAAAUCUGAAAGGAAAUGGUUCAUCUAUUGGGGAACAUUAGCACGCCAAUACAAUAUCAUGCAGAUCUCCUACUUGG
Molecule: messenger RNA, 1713 nt
Organism: Labrus mixtus (cuckoo wrasse)
Lineage: Eukaryota; Metazoa; Chordata; Actinopteri; Labriformes; Labridae
Product: prolactin-releasing peptide receptor-like
Exons: 3
Coding region: 178-1260 (360 amino acids)
Biological process (GO): G protein-coupled receptor signaling pathway
Cellular component (GO): neuron projection; plasma membrane
Molecular function (GO): neuropeptide binding; neuropeptide Y receptor activity
Source: RefSeq, a predicted model, not a curated record